AUGCGAGCCUUUCUAAAGAGUUCGGAGGGGUGUUUUCAGCUGAAACAGCACACCACGACGAUAGGCAGGCACGAAGGGUCUGACAUUGUCCUGCAGUCCGCAGGUGCAGCAGAUCAUCACGCAGCCCUCAAAUUCACCCCCUCGGACAACAGCUUCGUCCUUCAGGACUUCAACUCCCCCCAUGGCACCUUUGUCAAUGGCUGCCAGGUCCAAAAUGCGGCUGUGGGAGUGAGUCCGGGGGAUAUCCUGCGAUUCGGCACAGAGGGAGCAUCCUUUGAGCUGGUGGUGGAUGGGGCUGCACAGAUGUCCUACCCCCCCGUGAAGCGUCGCACGGCGUGGUCCGGGCAGCUCCAGUUGGUAGCAGAGCCCAAACCUUCAGCUCCUGUAUCUCCCCCCCACCUCCCCUCGCUGCAGCGGCAGAAUCCCCCCAGCUCUCCCGGCAGCUGGUGCAUCUCGACCAGCGUCUCGGGCGAUGGUGAAAGCAGUGUGGGGGGAGCCCCUUCCCCGGGGGCUCACAACACGGAUUUCUUCCCGCAGGAGAAGGGCGAAAAGCUGCUGCGGCUGGAGAAGGCGAUGGGUCGCCUUUCUGGUUUGGAAACAGAAGCAAAGCAGAAAGAUGCGGUGAUAAGAGACCUGCAGGAUGAGAUUGCGGCGAUGGCAAAGGCCCUGGCUCAGGCGGCGGCGAGGACCGAAGUAGAGCUGACCCAGAAGCUGCUCGCCUUCGACCGAGAGCUGGGAGCCAAAACGGCGGAGAUCAAAGCCCUAAGGGAACAGAUGAGCGACCUGCAGAAAGGCUCGAGCCAGGUGUUCAGCCAUUCCCUCUACGAAAGAGACCUGGAGAUUGGAAGGCUGCGAAAAGAAAGCGAGAAGCUGAAGAGGGACCACGCUUUGGCCGCAGGUCUGGCGACCAGCCUGCAAAGAGAGAUGGCCGGGAAGGAGCAGAAAAUCCAGCAACUCAAGCAAGAUGUGGAAAAAAUGAAGAAGGAGAACAGCAAAAAGGACGAUCAGCUAGCAGUCGUUGCUGCCAAGUGCUCCAGAAUUAAAGAGGAAACGAAGCGUGAACUUGGAGAGCGAGAAGUAAUCGUGUGCCGAAACCGCAUCGGGGAGCUGGAACGCGACCUGGAGGGGCUGCGGGGGGAAGCCCAGAAGUAUUGUGCCGAGCGGGACAGCGUCCGAAAGCAGCUGGCCGAGAAAGCCAAGGCCGAGGGGGAGCUGAAGGCAGCCAGCGCCAGGCAAGCUCUGCAGCUGCAGGAGAUGGGGCGCAGGGAGCGCCUGCUGAGAGCCGGCCUGGGGCGAGCCAAGGAGCAGCUGGAGUCCUUGAAAUCCCAGGUGAUGCGGGUCUGUUCUGCAGCCGCAGCCGGCGUCGCAGCGAAAGCCAUAACGGAGCAGCAGGUGGUGGAGAAGGUUAGGCAGAUCUCUGACGAGAACCAGCAAAGUCAGGAGAGAGAGAAGGUUCUGCAGGAGGAAUUGAGCUCCAGGCUCGUGAAGGAAAAGGAGGCAUCUGUGAGUGUCGAGGUGUUCAAGAAAUCCCUGCGGGAGCUCCAGACUUGCCUGAGGAGCUCUGGCAGCAGUGACAGCCUGCGAGGGGAGCUGGGGCGGCUGGAGGCAGCGUGCCUGGACCCCUCCAUCUCGGACAUCAGGGCGGCAGUGGUAGAAAUGGCACGUGUCCCCCUGUCCUGGCUGGAGGGCACAGAGCAGCUUCUGGCCAGCUCAGGGAUGGACCCACAUGCCUCUGGAAAAGGGUUGUUGGCUGCUCUCGGGAGAUGGCUGGAAAACAGUCAGGAAAUGGCACAGAGGAAUCGGAUGCUACAGGCUGAAUUGGAGAGGGUCCGGGAGUCGCAGGCAGCUUUGCUGCAGGAGCGCGUGAAGGAGCUGGAAGCGAAACACGAGCAAGACCUGCAGAUAAAAAUCCAGCACAUUAUACUGGAAAAGGACAAGGAGAACAAAGAGAUUCUGGAGAGCGCUGUUGCCGAGGAGAAGGACAAGUGUGAGCGAUCUGUGGAGGAAGGAAGGAAGAAGAUCCAAGACCUGGAGAGCCGCCUGCAAAGCAUGACUGAGGCAAUAGCAAGGAAGUCACGGGAGCAGGAGGUUACAGACUGCAAACUGCGAGAAGCUAUGCACGAGCUGGAGGAAGCCGCAGCGCGAGAGGUGGUAUUACAGCAGCGGGUACUCACGCAAGACGAGCAGCUCCAAACCGUGCAGGAGGAGAAUGAAUUGCAGAGGCAGAAACUGCAGCAAGAAAUAGUGGAAUAUAAGGAGCAAAGCAAGCAGCAUUCUCUGACGAUUGUGGCUUUGGAGGGGAGCUUGCUGGAGGCCAAGCAGCAGCAGAAGAUGCUGGAGGAGGAAAAUGCAGUGCUGGUGGAAAAAAUGGAAGGGUCUCGGGAUGAUGGCCACAAGGCAACACCGGGAGCUUGGCUGGAGGUGUCUCCUGCUGCAGAGUCGCACAGUUGUCUGAGGAAAUUGAGGGAGGAGCUGGCAGCGGCGCAGAGUGUGCUCCUGUCCAAGGAGGCUAUCAUCGCCGGACUAAGCAGAGAGCUCGCCCAAAUCCGAGCCACGAUGUCAGACAUGAGAGGGGAACUGAGCGAGGAGCAGAAGGUGGAACUGGAGCGGAAACGAAGCCAGGUGAAAUGCCAAGAGCAGGAACUGAACCUGCUCAGGGAGAAGCUAUCCCAGGUGUCCAGCCUCGCGGAGGAGAAGGAUCGAGCCCUGAAAGCAGCAGCUGAAGAGUUAAGGCAAGCCCAAGCCCACUGCCAGGCGCCAGAGGGUGCCUCCCGAGAAAGGGUGGAAAAGCCGGAGGAUGCUCCUGGGACACCAGCGCAGGCGGGUGAAGCCUCCGAGAGGGAGCCAGCGUUGGACUUGGCCACGCUCGGGGCGAAAUGCCGAGGCCUCAGGCACGAGGAAACGAUCCAGCGCCAGAAGGAAGGCUUAGCUGAGCUCCGGGAGCAAAUAAAGAUGCUGGAGAAGAGGCGGCCCUCAGCUGUUGUGAACGAAGGUUCAGAGCCGCUGGUAGUCCUGGUGAAAGACCUACCAGAGAAAAUAGUCCAGAAGAGAAGUCUUGAGAAGGAUCCUGCACCCGUGUCAGGAGCCAAACUGAAGGCCAGCAAGGUUCCUGGCCAUGUUCUGAACGGGGGCUUGCCCGGGGCCACUGAUGGGGCAGUGAACUCAGAGAUGGCCGACGCAAUGGACCUCGGCGAGGAGAUGUACCUUGACGUAAUUGGUGCUCUGGGAGGCCUGAUGAAGGUGGAUGAGCUGUCAGAAAUGCGGUCGCUGAGGCACCUUCCUCGGGAGGAGAGGGAAAAAGCAGCACUGCGGAGACGGAAGGACCUGGAGCUGCUGUACGAUAAGAUCAGGAGCCUCAAGAGCCGCCUGGAAAGAAAAGAAGAGAUGCUGAAAGAUUACGAGGCCAGCGUGGAACAGCUCAGGCUGAACCAAGCAUCCCUACGAAGGUGCCAGGCGGAGAUGUCCAAGCUAGAAGAUGAAGCAUACAGGGAGGCAGAAGAGAAGGCUCUGCUGAAAGAGGCUCUGGAGAGGACACAGCUCCAGCUGAGCCAGGAGAAGAGGCUGCUGCGAGCAGCCAAACUGCACAAGAUGCCCACUCAGGAGGCGUGGCAAUGA
Messenger RNA from Egretta garzetta (little egret), 3615 nucleotides. RefSeq names its product forkhead associated phosphopeptide binding domain 1 (gene FHAD1). The coding region runs from base 1 to 3615 and encodes 1204 amino acids. The record is from RefSeq and is a predicted model, not a curated record. The transcript has 29 exons. NCBI's taxonomy places the organism in Eukaryota, Metazoa, Chordata, Aves, Pelecaniformes, Ardeidae. Gene Ontology annotation, molecular function: protein binding.